CUCCUCCUCCUCCUCCUCUUCCUCUCCUCUCCUCCAUACCCUCCCUGACUCACACCUCUCCUCCUCCUCGCCCCUCAGUCCUGACAGAGACUACAACGGGACUACAAAUCCCUUCAUCUCCUCUUCAUUCACCACAGCAGAGCUGCCUCUGGGAGAUGUAGUCCAGACCACCGCCUCACCUCUGACCCCUGAUCGACCUCUAAUGGUUACCACGACGACCAGCACCACGACGACGGACAGUGAAUCGCAAUGGCCAGAGACGGACACAGACACACCCCUGCUCUCACACACGCUACACACGCCAUCCAAACACACACACCUUUGUUGGACAUGUCACCUGCACACACACCUCUCUCACAGACACCUGUACUGUCCUCAACCGCGGCGUCCUCCCCCUCACCACUCAACCCUAUCCAGGAUCACACCGCCACCCAUCCUGACCACUCAACCGCGGCGUCCCCCCCCUCACCACUCAACCCUAUCCAGGAUCACACCGCCACCCAUCCUGACCGUUCUGUUUUGACCCCGACCCCAACAGCUCUGACCUCUGACCCCAGUGGUUCGAACACAACUCCCCUCUACUCUGUCGUCACAACCACAACCACAACACAACCAUCACUGACCACGAAACAACCAUCCACAACCACAACACAACCAAUCUCUUCCACACAUUCCACACAGUCGUUCCCCAGGCUCAGGACCACCAGACCCCCACCCUGGUCCGCCCCUCACCCCAGCUCCACACACAGACCCAGGGUCUUCAUCCUGUCUGACCGGCCUGCUACCAUCAAAGAAGAGUCCAUUGAGUUGCUGCUGCAGGUGAUUGUGGAGGAGAGCAGCUCUGACCCGACCAGCAGUCUAGAGGACGACACUAUAGCCUGGGUGGUGCCCUACCUCCAGAGAGCCCCGGGAUUCCAGGACCUGCAGGGGGUUUGGAGCAGGUGAUUUGAGACUGUGUUUCUGAUAGACAAUGAAU
Oncorhynchus nerka (sockeye salmon) is the source of this 976-nucleotide messenger RNA. Its product is annotated as mucin-7-like. The transcript has 3 exons. Lineage: Eukaryota; Metazoa; Chordata; Actinopteri; Salmoniformes; Salmonidae. Bases 250 to 945 code for a protein of 231 amino acids. The record is from RefSeq and is a predicted model, not a curated record.